CACUAUCUGAGCGAUGGUUCUCGGCUAUGUGUUGUGGCUCAUCGUGUCCGUAGCUGCCUUCAAACUUGUCCUAGCAGGAACAUUGCCUGGUGCACUGUUAUAGCAAGGAUCACAGCAUGCAGACUCUAGCGAUGGUUUUGUGGACGACAACAAUCCUUCUGGAGGUCAAGGGUCAAGAAGAUGAACUGUGGGAUCCUUGGGCAGACAACUGCGAGUCCAUGGUCCCCUGUAACCUGACUGAACCCCAGACCGACCCCAUGCCCUACAUAGUUACUCUCAACAGACCAUACAUCAACAGCGAUCAGGCAGUGUACUUCUAUAUAAGAGCACUACCUCCACUCAGUUUCCAGGGGUUCAUGAUUCAGGCUCGGGACGACAAGACCGGUCAAGCUGUCGGGGAGUUCGACACAGACAACAGGAAGAUCAGCGUUAUAAAUUGCUUCGGCAGGCCAGAUAGCACGGCCAUGCACGCUGACAAUUCCCCCAAGACGGAAGUGACGGCCAGAUGGGCGCCCGAGGAUGACAAUGACGCUACAGUCACAUUUUAUGUCACAAUUGCUGAAAAGGUUUUUCCUCUAGAGAGGUUCUGGGCUUGGCAGCGUACGAAAACACUUAAAAUUGUCAAGUGACUUCUUGUAACCCUUUUGUUCUUUUCCACUUCAAGUACUUAGGGUGAGUAUAUUUUUGUACUAAAGGAAGCAAUUCGUGUGGAAGUCGAACAAAUUUGCAGGGCAAUGUUAGAAAGAGUAGAAGCCAACUUCCGAGAGCGGCUUGUAAAGUGCAUCACUGAAAACGGCCGUCACCUGUCAGAUGUUGUUUUCAAACAUUAAUUGUCUAAAAUGGUAAGAUCAUAUGAAUAUUAUUCUGGAAAUAAAUGUUUUUUUUAUCCACA
This is a messenger RNA of Homalodisca vitripennis (glassy-winged sharpshooter), 892 nucleotides long. RefSeq names its product putative ferric-chelate reductase 1 homolog. Lineage: Eukaryota; Metazoa; Arthropoda; Insecta; Hemiptera; Cicadellidae. The transcript is spliced from 5 exons. The record is from RefSeq and is a predicted model, not a curated record. The coding region runs from base 117 to 629 and encodes 170 amino acids. Gene Ontology annotation, molecular function: oxidoreductase activity, acting on metal ions.